AUGAGUUUCAGAAACUCUGCCAAAGACCACGCCUCCUCAGGCAGGAAGCGCCGCAACAUUGCAAACAGUGAAGCUGAGAAAAUCCUGGAACCGCUCGGACCCUUUGAACCAAAACUGACUGACGACAUGACGGAGGAGGAAAAACUCGAAGCUGUGUCUUAUUCCUGCUACGGUUCCGCACAUUACCAGUUGGUCGAUCAUCAUCUUCCACACACCUACGUGUGUUUUCGUUGUGGGCACGGCGGUCACCACAUCAGGGACUGUCCCACCCAUCAGGAUGACAGUUUUCAGCCACUGAAGAGGAUGAAGAGGAGCUCAGGCAUCCCUCGUUCCUUCAUGAUGGAGGUGGAUGAUCCCAGCGUGGAAGGAGCCAUGGUGACCACCACUGGGGAACUCGUGGUUUCCACCAUACAUGCUGAGGCGUACCACUGUAAGAAGAAGGAGAGGCCCCCGUUCCUUCCACAGGAUCCGCCCACCCCCAAAAAGGAGGAGCCAAUACCUGAGGUCGUCUGUUGUCCCGUCUGUCACGAGCUGCUCCGAGAGGCUGUGAUCACUCCGUGCUGUGGAAACAGCUUCUGUGACCCAUGUAUCAGUGACGUUCUUUUGGAUUCGGAGCAGCAGGAGUGUCCAGUCUGUCACACGUCGGUCUCUCCUGUUGCCGUGGUGCCCAACGUGUGCGUGCGAAAGCUCAUGGACAGUUACAUCAACGGCACGGGAUAUUUCAAAUGCCACACCUCCCUGCUAACAUGA
Molecule: messenger RNA, 750 nt
Organism: Thalassophryne amazonica
Lineage: Eukaryota; Metazoa; Chordata; Actinopteri; Batrachoidiformes; Batrachoididae
Product: E3 ubiquitin-protein ligase RBBP6-like
Exons: 8
Coding region: 1-750 (249 amino acids)
Biological process (GO): protein ubiquitination; mRNA processing; ubiquitin-dependent protein catabolic process
Cellular component (GO): nucleus
Molecular function (GO): zinc ion binding; ubiquitin protein ligase activity; nucleic acid binding
Source: RefSeq, a predicted model, not a curated record